Molecule: messenger RNA, 5618 nt
Organism: Canis lupus familiaris (dog)
Lineage: Eukaryota; Metazoa; Chordata; Mammalia; Carnivora; Canidae
Gene: SAMD5
Product: sterile alpha motif domain containing 5
Exons: 2
Coding region: 213-722 (169 amino acids)
Molecular function (GO): protein binding
Source: RefSeq, a predicted model, not a curated record
GCGGAUCGGCCGGCCGCCGGCGCCUGCGAGCUCCCGGCUGCGGGGGAUUCACUUUGCCGCCCUUACGCUUCUCCGUCCUCGCGCUCCCCGGGGCCUCCGGGCGCCGGCCCUCGCCUGGCCUCUCCGCGGAAAACUUGGCCAUUCCCCGUCCCCUAGGAGGAGAGGCUCCAAAGUUCCGAGAACUGGUGCCGCGGCGGGGCUGCGGUCCCACCAUGUGCACCAACAUAGUUUACGAGUGGCUGAGAGCGCUGCAGCUCCCGCAGUACGCCGAGGCCUUCGUGGAUAACGGCUACGACGACCUGGAGGUGUGCAAGCAGAUCGGGGACCCGGACCUGGACGCCAUCGGGGUGCUGGCGCCCGCGCACCGCCGCCGCAUCCUGGAGGCCGUGCGCCGGCUGCGGGAGCAGGACGCCGCCGCCGCCGGCCUCUACUUCACGCUCGAGCCGCAGCCGCCGCCGCCGCCGCCGCCGCCGCCGCCCGCGGUCGCCGUGCCCUCCGGCCGCCGGGGGGAGCCGUGCGGCGGCGCGGCCCCGGGCCCCCGCGGGGACCCCCGCAGCAGGGAGCUGGUGAGCUACCCCAAACUGAAGCUGAAGAUCAUGAUCAGGGAUAAGCUGGUCCGCGACGGCAUCCACCUGAGCAAGCCCCCGUACUCCCGCAAGGUACCAAUGGCUGGCAUCCUAGAGUACUUAAUGAAUUGGCCGAAGUCAUCACAGAACCGCUAGAUAUCAUUUUUGAGAACUCGUGGAGGAUCAUGAGGUGCCUGAAGACUGGAAAUGGGCAUAUUUAGAACCUUCUUUCAAAAAGGGAAAUGGAUGAUGACCCUGGAAAUACUCAUCAGCUUAACUUUUUGCUUGGAAAAAAUCUGGAAUAAUCAACUUAGUAUGCUGGGUAACUAACUUAUGAUAGCUAGAAAUGAGGCAGUGAACCAUCAUACAUAAAGAAGUCCUGAGUUAGGUUUUGAGAUCAGGUCUCCUGCCUAUUUUGGGGAUUCUCCCCUCCAUUCUCUGAAUUCUUGAUAAAAAUAAAUGAGGUUGGCUGAGGCAUUUGGGUGAUAACUAAGUUUAAGUGUCAUAUAAGACAAAAGCAGGUUUCUGGCAUGAGCUCAUCAUUACGUUAUUUCCAUAUGAGCCUUUAACUUGAGAAUUAGUAGCUUUAGUUUUAUAUUUUAACAUCCUUUUUUUUUCACUUCAUAGAGGACCAUGUUCUUAUGGGUUGAGGUAUUUUAUCUAAUUCUAUAUAGAAUGGUUUGGUGACAGAAUUCUUAUUUUAAGGUGCUUUUCAUUGUUAUUUUGUCUAUCGGUAGGAUCAUAAAGCUGAUGAACUGAGGAACAUCACUAAUGGCAAACAGUUUUUUCUGACUUCUCAUUUUUUAUUUAACCUGGCUGAAGGUUAACCUAGCAUUAGGACCAGGAACAGUGUCUUGCUCUCACAGACACUGAGCAGGAACAGCUGUGGAAUGUGAUAGUUCGUUUUCCUUGCUCCCUGGGAACUGCUGUGGCCAGUGCUGUGCCUCAUCCCACCUCACCCCCAGGCUUCUGAUGUCAGGCUUGGGGGGGCGGGGAGGUAAGCAAUGGCAGUGGGCAUUACGGAUCCUGCAGGACCACAGCCCAAAAGGAGGGUGGAAUAGAGUGGGGAAAGGAAGUCACAACAGAUCUGGUGGAUUUCUAAUUCUUACUCUUCUUGCCUUUGGAUGCAGGUAGGGUGUUUUUUUUGUUUUUUUUUUUUGUUUGUUUGUUUGUUUGUUUUUCUGCUUAGAAAACACAGCCUGUCACUUGAUGGGAUGAGCAUUGGGUGUUAUACUAUAUGUUGGCAAAUUGAAUUUAAAUAAAAUAUUUUUUAAAAUAGAGCCCUGUUUAUGGGAUCAAAAACUUAAAGGAAAUUAUCAAAGAAGACCCAGGUAUGUCACAGGCUCCCGGGGCAGGCAGCUUCUGAAAGCCCAUGAGCACAGUCCUGUUACAGAGUCUUUCCUGCACUACUUGGAAGUACACAGGAUCUGUUUAAGUUUACAUCAGCAUUGUGAUGCUCCAGUGUAGGAAACUCUAAGGAGAAGCAAUUUACAUUCAUUUUCUUCCUGGUGCAUGCUGGUCCCUAGGUGAGCAGUUAAGGUCUCCAAGGGCAAUUUUAUCACAAUCCUGCUCUAAAAAUCUGAGGUUUACAUAGUUUAUCUACUUCUAGAGAUUAAUUUAGACACUGUAAAAUCAGUCUCAUUCUUAAAUGCAAACGCAAGGAAAUUAAGCUUGAAAGCAUGUAUAAGUUGUCCUUUAAACUACGUGUAGUUUGCAGAUAAGUAAGGAUUAAACUCCAAUCAACCUUUCAUCAUUUUUUUUUUCCAAGUGAACCAGUCUUUCAAAUUUCCAAGCUAGAUUUUUCUUAAGGAGUGGGAGGUCUGGAUAGAUUACAGAUAUAAUUUAUUGUGAUAAUAAAUGGCUUCCUGUUCAAGACCUCAUUUCCAGGUGCAGCAUCUGUGGCAGAUUUAUUUCACAGAUGUGCAUUUACAUGCAUUUGUUGAACUGUUGCUAGAAAGGACCCACUAUCUGAAAAAUCUAUUAUUUUCACCACUGGCAUUAUAAUGCAAUCCACUGCAACCAAAAAAAGGGGACUCUGGUGAUUUCAGGUUUUAUUUUCUAUUUGUGUAAUGUCUAACCUCAGUGUAAUUGGCUGAAUUUAAAUCUCUUGGUGUCUGCUAUUGGAAUUUGAAAAUAAUGAUCUUCUACCUAAAUUAAGAAUCACAAUCUAAAAUGGUGAAAUAGCCAAUGGACCUGAAAGACUCCUUACCUAAAGCCAGAGAGAGAAAGCUUUAAGCAGAGAAGUGUGAAAGGAACCCCUUGAUUCUUUUCCAUUACAUCAAGGUCAGGUAAGAGUUAGAAUGUAAAAGAAAGGAAGUAGUCUUGCCAUGGAUUGUAUCUGAAGGUAAUUACUCUUAUGAUGAGUAACUUUGGUAGCAUUUUUACAUUUUUAAAUCAUGAUAUCUUUCAUAGAUAAAAGUAAAGGAAAUAGCUAAGGGACAAAUAUAUUAUCAGAGCUAGAGGAGUAUCUUGAUUUGUAUUUCCUAGAACAUUAAGAGACAUUAAUUAGAGACUUUUUACUUCAUAACAUUGAGGAAGUUGGAGGGGUAUAGCAAAAUUUUUGUUCUGUUCAUCUUAUAACAGAGUGCUGGGGGAUGAAGAAAGAAAGAUUUUGUUUACAUAAAAUAUUUCUUGGUUCAGGGGAAUGCAAGGGCUCCUUCCCACCAAAGGAAUUGAAGCAAAUUAGAAUAGCUGUAUUCAAGUGGUUUCUCAAUCUCGAGAAAUUUCCAGCAUCUUGGUAUUGUGAAAUCAACAAUAUAGACAGUAAGCCUUGAGUUUUGACUUUGGAGUUCCUCGGAUCUUCAUUCAAAUUUUGGAAUCAUUUUGAUUGCCUCUUCAGGUGGUGAAUCUGUUUAGAACAUAAGCUAUAGUGUAGCAUGGGGAGUGGUGUCUUGAACAGUUGUUGAACUCAUCAAAAGCCUUUUAUACUUCUCCAUAAGACGAGAAAAAUAAAUAACUGCUAUAGUUCUGCAUCAAACAGCCUCAGAGUUCUUGGCCUUGUGCUUGACACAUAGUAAGUGCUAAGUGCCUUCCUCCCUCCUUUCUUUAUUGGGACCUUCCUUCUUUCCUCUUACAUGAAAGAGAUCACCUUAAAACUGACUAGAAAAACUCAAGCAUAAAUUGACAUGUUCUUACUGCUGCCUUAAACCCACUAAAUAAAGCCCCUUUGCUUUCUUUUAGAAAGGAAUAGAAAGGUUACAGUGGCCACUCACAGCAGGAGUGAACUAAAUGUUUAUUGAUUGAAUGAAAGGAAUGUGAUUUUUAAAAACAAUGAGCAAAUGUGUAAGGCCAGCACUUCUCAAGGCUGAGGAAAUGGUCACAUAGAUACAUAUGAAGGUAUUUCUUCAACUGUCUUCUUUUUUAUAGCUUUAGAUAUGUAAGUUUGGUAUACGAAUUAGUGGAUAGUAUAUGUGCAUUUUCCUUUGAUUUUAUGACUGUGAUUUACAAAUUAGGAGUGCAAGUGGGCAUUCCCCCAUAGAUUCUUCUGGGAUAAAUCCAGCCAAGAUACCAAGCAGAUGAUGGUGGAUCAGCGAACUUUUCUAUGUGAAGAAAAGCCAGAUGUACCAUUGCCUAGGAAGCACCCUGCCAGAAAACUGAGAUGAGCUUAUCUGGAUUGUUCUCUGCAGUGUGAAGAGUCUGAGCACUGUAAACAGGUUCCUUGUGUGGGCAUUGGAGAAUAAAAAAAAAAAAAAAAAACAAGAGGUUAAAUAAAAUUGCAUUUUUAGAUGAAAUAUUUGAUUUAUAUAAAUUUUUACAUGUAAUAUUAAAUUACAUAUCAAAACAUCAUGUUCAGGUAGGAGAUUUCUGAAUUCAAAGUAAAUAAAGGAGAAAGAGUAAAAUAUAAUGUCCAGAGAUGUAUACAAGAAAUGAGCAAGAGCCUGACCUGAAAUUGCCAAUUCUGUAUUCAGAUCAAGGGCCAAUCAAGUUCAGGGAAUGCUCAGAAGUCAGCUGACAGCUUGUGCUUUGAAUAAAGGUGUAAGAAAUGUAUUAAACAAAAUAUGUUGUGCAGAGCAAAGCAAAUCAGCCAGGUUUUCUCUUUUAGAAUUUUUAAUUUUUCUCUUAGCAAUCCCAGUGGCCAUCAGAUAGUCCUACAUCAGAUGUUUUACACUUGCAGUUUCUUUGAUUGGAAAAAUACUCUUCCCCCGCCCCCCAACAAAAAGGAAAAAUACUCUUUAGCUUCAUAGUAGGAAUCUCCAAAGAUAUAAAAUCAAAUUUCUACUCCAUGAUCAUUGUUUUAGAUAUAUCCAUGAAAGGAAAAAAAAAAAAAAGUAGUUCAGAAAAAUAAAUAACAUAACUUUUUUUAUUUUUGGCUUCCCAACAGAUAUUUUCCUUUAAAUUGUUUAAAUGCCUGGCAGUGAAAUUUUGUUUUUUAUUAUUGCUGUUAAAAGAUGACUUUUAGAGGAAAAUGGGAAGUUUCAUUCCACAUUAAGAACUGGGUGAUGUGGUUGUUUUAUUUUGUUUUGUUUUAUUUUACAAUUUGGCCAAAAUUUCUUCCACUGGAACAAAAGGAAGUAAGUCAGCUUUUCAAAUUUAAGAUGAGAAGUGUCUUUUAUAGAUGCAUUCUGUGUCAUGCCCUUUGUCAGAUGAUUUUUUCCUUUAUUACUCCAAAAAUAAAAUGCUGAAUUGAAUAUCUUGAGGGCAAAGUGAUGUGUAGUAAUUGGGACAAAUGGUAGAAAUUCUGUUCCUGUUGUCAUGUUCUCUAAGCUUGACAAUAUUCUGAGAUACUCUGGGUUCCUAAAGCCAUUAUUCACGGAAAAGUUCUACCUUACGGGAAUGUGUGCGUAGGUCCAAAUAACCAAUCUGUGUACCUGCAAGUAGCCGAGCACAGAUUCAUUCUAAAUAAACGCUGCAGUUUAUUUUUUAUUUUUUUGUAAAUGGAAUUGCAACUGACACUUUUCCCCCACUUUCUUAAUUGUUUUUAAAAGGAACUGAGAAGGCUCUAUUUAAAGCUCACUUGGAAUGGCAUUAUGAACCACGGAUUGUAUGCCCAUGCAGCGCUGUGAUUUGCAAACAUAUGUCCGCUCUUCAAUAAAUGUUACGGCUUUCACAGCG